Puccinia graminis f. sp. tritici CRL 75-36-700-3 is the source of this 543-nucleotide messenger RNA. RefSeq lists its product as uncharacterized. The record is from RefSeq and is a predicted model, not a curated record. Lineage: Eukaryota; Fungi; Basidiomycota; Pucciniomycetes; Pucciniales; Pucciniaceae. The transcript has 5 exons. The coding region runs from base 1 to 543 and encodes 180 amino acids.
AUGGCGAACAAAUCACAAACAAGUGCAAGUUGCGAAUCGACUUGCUCAGGGGAUGAACGUUGUGCUUCCUGUGAAUUUACAGAGAAUGGCUGCAAAAUGACGGCCGUUGACUACAUGAAUGAAAAUCAUGCGGGAAAACCACUUGCGGAGGCUUUGGAAAGCUGCUUUGCAAGUGGGGGCUCCAAAUAUUGUGGGCUUUGCCCCAACGAUAGAAGCUGUGUUGGUUCAAGAGCUAGCGGCCCACCUCGGACUCGGAGGAACCUGAAAUCAAACGAUUCAAGCAUCAAGUGCCCCUCUGGUCUUACCGCCUGCCCUCUUUCUUCUAGGCCCUCGUUCAAAACCACGGCCAGAUUUGAAUGCCUCGACAUCAAACAAGACACUAACUCGUGUGGAGGAUGCGUAAGCGCAGGCAGUGGAGUCGAUUGUUCAACACUUGAAGGGGUCUCCUCCUCUGGUUGCUCCGAUGGAAAGUGCAAAAUACUUUCCUGUAAGAGUGAAUAUGAAUACUCUGAAGCCGGUUAUGAGUGUCUCAAAAUCCUUUAA